GAGCUAGCUGUAACUGCAUUGCGGGAGGAGUUCGCAUAGUACCUGCUGCGUUCGCUGACUCCGUAGCUGCCUAAUGCGUCGCGCCUGAUCUGCCUUCGACUCUCCACCACAAGCAUUCGCUCACUGAACUUUGUAGUUUCACGACAUUCCACACGGUACACCUCCAGAGCAGUGAACUAUAAUCUCUUCCUGUACAUGUCCCUGAUUGCAGUGAAUCCUAUAUUCCGUUGCUACGCUACACUGUUCUCCGCCCAAGAGUCACUCCUCUCCGUUUGAUUUGGUCCUCUCUUCUUUCACCAUGCAACAAGGCUCGAUCCUUUCCUUUUUCAAGAAGUCAGGGUCCUCGCGGCCAGGCCAACCCUAUCCAGAUGCAUCCAGGGCGUCUUCCCAUUCCAGGCCAAAGUCGACCAAACAACACCGAGGCCCGGAUCGGCGUCGCAAUAUGGACCUCAAAAAGGUCGCAGACGAAACAAAAGCCGUCUUGCCCCAGAUCCUGGCCACCGAACCAAACUUCGACGCAACAGCAUCCUCGAUUCACGACCUUAAUGAUCUAGCGCCGCUCAACCCAAAGGACUGCCCGGGUUUCGUCCUACGGCAAGGAGAUGCAGAAGCGGGGAAGAAGGGGGCGCGGAUCAAAGUCUGGGACAUGGACACGUUCGAUGCAGCACUAAAACUGGAUCCAAACUACAAGAUGCACACCCACCUAGGAACACCAGGAGGAGACACAGACAACGAAUCAUCAGACACCGAGUCCACAAUCAGCGAAGACUUGAACGGCCCCCAACCAAGUGACAAGAUGGACACCAGCGGACCUCUCGACUCCUCAACCCAAAAAACCGCUACCAUAAACACCACCCCCACCACCCGCAAACCCGUCGCAGUCCUCAACCUAGCCUCAGAGCGUUCCCCGGGAGGCGGCUGGCAAAACGGCGCCCUAGCCCAAGAAGAAUGCCUCUGCUACCGCUCCACGCUCCCCCUCUCACUCCACAAAACCCACUACCCCCUCCCCCCCCUCUCCGCCCUCCACACCCCCUCCGUCCUCAUAAUCCGCUCCUCCAUGCCAAACGGCCACACCCUACUCACCCCCACCACCCCACCCGCCAACCUCCCCGUCGUAGCCGUAAUAAGCGUCGCCGCCCUCCGCCGCCCGGACCUCACGCCCGAUCGACUGAAGUUCGAGCACGACGUGCACCGCACGGCUACGAAGAAGAAGAUCCGCGUUUCGCUGCGCGUGGCGGCGUCAAAGGGCCAUACGAAACUUGUGCUCGGCGCGCUGGGGUGCGGCGUGUUUGGGAAUCCGCCUGGGGAGGUGGCGGCGUGCUUUUUGGAGGUUCUGCACGAGACGGAGUUUCAGGGCGGGUGGUGGGAGGAGGUUGUGUUUGCUGUGCUGGAUAAUGUGAAGGGUGGGGGGAAGGACGGGGAUGGGAAUUUUGGAUUCUUUUUUCGUGGGCUGGAUGGGCUGGUUGUGUAG
This is a messenger RNA of Dothidotthia symphoricarpi CBS 119687, 1471 nucleotides long. RefSeq lists its product as uncharacterized. The record is from RefSeq and is a predicted model, not a curated record. Lineage: Eukaryota; Fungi; Ascomycota; Dothideomycetes; Pleosporales; Dothidotthiaceae. The coding region runs from base 299 to 1471 and encodes 390 amino acids. The transcript has a single exon.